Aureobasidium vineae is the source of this 933-nucleotide messenger RNA. The record is from the annotation of a GenBank genome assembly. NCBI's taxonomy places the organism in Eukaryota, Fungi, Ascomycota, Dothideomycetes, Dothideales, Saccotheciaceae.
AUGAGGAUACCUACUCGAGUACUCGCACCGUCGUCGGGAUUUGCGGUCCAGAAGACGACGAUUCUGCAACAACUCAUGGCGCCUAAUGCGUCGGACACGAGCGGCUCCCAUGAGGACAUGGUAGAUGUCGGUAUUCGAAAGCUGGUGGAUGAGAUCAACGAGAUAGACACACUUGCGACGACGAACAGCUGCGCGGGCCGCAUCGUUGUAUGUCUGGAAGGCAGAAGUUUGACGGCGCCGCCUUCGAACCUAGUCGAUAAUGCGCGAAUCUCUGGUGCUGCGGAAGGAGAUGGUGGUCAGGCACUGUUCGUAUCGCAUGACCCAUUGCCACUUUCAGGGAAGGGACCUGUAGCUCCAAUGUUGGGGCUAUCUGACCAUACCAAUCUGGGUGUUCCUCCAUCUAUCAACGGUAUGAGAUGGGUGCGCUGCAAGUUCGAACCCAUGGUAGGUGACAUCUCUAUCUCUUCUUUGUUGCUUGUCUGCUUUUCGGAANNCUUGCAUAUACUAUGCUCCUCACUUGAGAGCGCACAAAAGUUAAAUACAGCAGCAUUGCAAUCUGGAUUCACAGAAAGUGGUAUCUCAAGCAUAUCAACUGACAACCUCCGGACCUCCACCGCCAUCGUGGCCAUUCGAACCACCGGUCUUGCUUUUGACAGCAUCAUCGGAUACGAGGGCGCUGAUGGCAAGCUGAUUCCCAUGGUUACGGAAGCAUACAUGCGUGUCCUCGUCGAACUCUGCAAUGAGAGAUUUUGCGUCAACAAGCAGAAGACAGAAGCAUUCCGUGAAGCAUUGUUUGCAAGCUUUAAACCCCAGCAGGUGCAAUUCACGGGCCCCUCGGCUUGGGAACCUCUUGAACAGCGGAGGGCGAGGAUGAAAGAGGACGGGAUUCGACGUCAGGCAGAGACAGACGUGCAAAAGGCUGUAGAUGGAUGA